UUCCAUGCCCAUUUUGAGUACGUCCCGGUAAGCCGCAUGGUUGUGUGUAAGACGCAUGAACAAGGCAUAGUAAGGGCACAAUUCGAUGCCCAUUUGAACAAUAAACACAAGGAGAUAUUGCCCAGUGCGAGACGCACCAUGGCGACAUGGGCCGUCACCCAGCACCCGGAAUGGGCAGACGAAGAGAGCGACAUCGUAUGGCCCGCCGCCGAUUCCGCACCCGUACCCCAUUUGCCCGUGUUCCACGAUGGAUUUCAGUGUUUGGGUUCGACGGCCGACGAGAUGCCGUGUACGUUUAUGCGACGCACCAUCCAAGGCAUCCAGUACCAUUGCCAGCACGAGCACGAUUGGCAGAACAGCCAGAGGAAAGGGAGACCGUAUCGAGGCCAGGUUCCCGUUGGCACCAUGUGGAGGACGGGGGUGCAUUGCCAGAAGUUCCAAUCCCGCGGUCCGUUGGCGCGGUUGUUCGAGGUAUGCCCAGCCGAGGAUGGACAGGGACAGAUGACGGCCGAACAGCGAGCCAUCCAGGAAGCCGUUGGCGUGUCCAUGGCCGAUGCCAAAGCCAACAUCACCGCAUUGGCCAAGAAGCAGCAAGACCAGAUUGAGGCCGACAACGAUCGAUUCGAAUUCCAUCGGUGGUUGAACCGGGCGCAGUGGGCGGUGCAUUUGGAAGGAUUCGAUCGGGCGUGGUUGGUGUCGUUGACCCGUCGACCGGAACGGCGCGAGAAGGCAUUGGACAAGGUGUGUUGGGCGGCGCAGAUGGUGAUAUGGAAGGCCCAGCAGGCAUCCCAGGCCAGCGUAGUGGGCAUGCCGGCUAUGAAUUACAUCAACCGACGAGAAGUGGGCAACGACACCAACGAGAAGCCGUUCAAUGCCCGACAGACCGAGAAGACCAUGAUCCGGUAUAGCGAGAGAUGGUUGGAGGUGAUUCGAUACAUUUGGCGAACCCACGCCAUGUCGCCCAUCAGCCCGAAGGAGAUGGAAGAGGGA
Aaosphaeria arxii CBS 175.79 is the source of this 990-nucleotide messenger RNA. RefSeq lists its product as uncharacterized. The transcript has a single exon. Lineage: Eukaryota; Fungi; Ascomycota; Dothideomycetes; Pleosporales. The annotation marks the transcript as partial. The record is from RefSeq and is a predicted model, not a curated record.